Molecule: messenger RNA, 795 nt
Organism: Entamoeba invadens IP1
Lineage: Eukaryota; Evosea; Mastigamoebida; Endamoebidae
Product: phosphomannomutase, putative
Exons: 2
Coding region: 1-795 (264 amino acids)
Biological process (GO): GDP-mannose biosynthetic process; mannose metabolic process; protein N-linked glycosylation
Cellular component (GO): cytosol
Molecular function (GO): phosphomannomutase activity
Source: RefSeq, a predicted model, not a curated record
AUGAAUUAUUUUCAUAAAACAAGAAGAAGAAAAUAUUUAGAAACUCGAAAAAUAAAAAUGUCGUUUGACAAGACUGUCCUUGUUUAUGACAUGGACGGAACUCUCACAAAGUCCAGAAACCCAAUUACACAAGAGAUGAAGGAUUAUUUAGAGGCUGUUUCCAAGAAAGUCGCGUUGUGUGUUGUCAGUGGUUCUGACUUACCAAAAAUCCAGGAGCAGCUUGGUAAAGACGUCUUUUCAUAUUUUAAGUACGUCUGUUCCGAGAAUGGGUUGGUUACAUACAAAGACUCUGAGUUGAUAUGCAGAAAGAGCCUGAAAGAGCAUUUAGGCCAAGCCAAUUACAACGCCUUUGUCAAUUAUGCUCUUGUUGAAAUUGCACAGUUGGACAUCCCCGUCAAAACUGGUUGUUUCAUCGAGUUGCGUUCUGGUAAUGUCAACAUCUGCCCUGUUGGAAGAAAUUGUACACAAGCUGAACGCGAUGCCUUUGGUAUUUAUGACAGUGAACGCCAUAUACGAGAAACCCUUGUCAAGAAAUUCAAAGACAAGUUCCCAAAUCUUGGCCUUGAAUACGCAAUCGGUGGUCAAAUCUCGUUUGACUGUUUUCCGACAGGCUGGGACAAGACUUUUGCCUUGAACCAUUUGAAGGACAUAUACACUAAUAUCGUUUUCUUUGGUGAUAAAACAAUGGAAGGCGGAAAUGACUUCGAAAUAGCUCACUCACCGAUAGUUUCAAAGUACCACCAAGUUGCUGGGCCACAAGAAGUGAUGUCUCUCAUGAAGUCGAUGGGUCUUUAA